This is a messenger RNA of Cokeromyces recurvatus, 2689 nucleotides long. RefSeq names its product SPX domain-containing protein. Gene Ontology annotation, cellular component: membrane. The transcript has 2 exons. Gene Ontology annotation, molecular function: phosphate transmembrane transporter activity. The record is from RefSeq and is a predicted model, not a curated record. Gene Ontology annotation, biological process: monoatomic anion transmembrane transport; phosphate ion transport; polyphosphate metabolic process. NCBI's taxonomy places the organism in Eukaryota, Fungi, Mucoromycota, Mucoromycetes, Mucorales, Mucoraceae. The coding region runs from base 106 to 2418 and encodes 770 amino acids.
AUUUAUAAAAAAAAAAAAUUUCCCACUUUACUUUUUUAUCAUUUUAUUUUUCUUUCUUCUUUAAAUAUUUUGACUUUUUCUUUUUUAUUUUGUUGAUUUCUUAACAUGAAGUUUUCUCAUUCACUGCAAUUUAAUGCAGUUCCUGAUUGGAUAAGCUAUUAUGUUGCUUAUGAUCACUUGAAGAAACUUAUAUUCCAAAUUGAAAAAGAAAAAGUAGAUGCCCUGAAUUUUAAUGCUGAUCCCGAGAAAAUCAUAUCUCAAGUAAUGACAGAGGGUGAUACUAGAUUCAUGAGUCAGUUAGACGUUGAACUUGAAAAGGUCUUAAAUUUCUAUUCUGAAAAGGAAACUGAGCUUUAUAAUAAACUUGAGGCUCUUAACAAGGAAUUAUCAGCAGAUUCAUCAAAUCGAAAUUCGCAUGGUAAUCAUCAUUAUCCUAAUUUAGUCACUCCUUUAGAAAAAUUAGACUCUACAGAGGUGGUCCAUGGAGUUAAAAAUUCAAAUACAAAUCGAAAAAUGUCUUUUGAGUCUCAUUUGUCGACACAAUCCAAUCAUGCAUAUUAUCAAGAUUAUGUUGACCAGUUAUUUGAUCUUCGUAGCCAGCUUAUCUCUCUCUAUAUUUCUUUGUCUGAACUGGAUUCAUACAUUGAAUUAAAUCGUAUUGCCUUUGAAAAAAUCUUGAAAAAGCAUGACAAGGUGUUAGAUGGGGACCUGCGUACUUUAUAUUUAAAGAAAAUGGUUUUAGAGUCUAGACCCUUUAUGCCACAAACAAUAGAUGCAUUGCGCGCUCAAAUUGAACAUGUAGAACGAAUUUAUGCUGAAUCCUUUUGUAAUGGUUAUCUCCCUUUAGCAAUUCGUCAAAUGAAGACUCAUUUACGAGAACAGAUCGCUUAUGAUCGUACUACGGUCUGGAAGGACAUGGUGGGUCAAGAACGUAAAAUACUAGAUGCUCAUGUUAAAGACAAUAAACCAGAAAAAUACUAUAAAAUACCGUUUAGUGAAAAAAAUAUUCGUAGUGAAUUAUUCAAUAGUAUCCUUGCCUUCUUGUUCUCUCUCAUCUUGUUCAUCAUCUUGCUUAAUGUAAAUAUCUUUGAUAAUCGUCAAGAAAAUUAUUGCUUUGCUUUACUUAUCUUUGCUGCCGUCAUGUGGGCUACUGAAGCAAUCCCUCUUUAUGCUACUUCACUUUUGAUUCCCUUCUUGAUUGUCCCACUUGGUAUCAUGCGUAAUUCAGAUGGUACAAUCAUGACAGCCAAAAAUGCUGCCUCCUCUGUAUUUCAUUCUAUGUUUAGCGGGACGAUUAUGAUGUUAUUAGGUGGAUUUGCACUCGCUGCUGCUCUUUCAAAAUACGGUAUCGCUAAGGCAUUUGCCUCUCAUGUUCUCUCACGAGCUGGUACACGACCACGUUGGGUUCUUUUAGCAAUCAUGUCUGUGGCUACAUUUUUAUGCAUGUGGAUCUCAAAUGUAGCCACUCCUGUUCUUUGCUUCUCAUUAAUUCAGCCGAUUUUACGAACAUUACCGGAUGGCUCCCCUGUAGCACCUUGUCUUUUAUUAGGUAUUGCCUUAGCGAGUUGCAUAGGUGGCAUGACAUCUCCUAUUUCAUCCCCUCAAAAUAUUGUCACUUUACAAUAUAUGAAUCCUAAUCCAGGAUGGGGUAUCUGGUUCGGUGUCGCACUCCCAAUCUCUAUUAUUAGUCUCGUUAUCUGUUGGGCGAUUCUUCUGUUAGUCUAUCGUCCAGAUAGAUCUGUACCUCAUCUUAAUCGAAUUAAAGCGACUCGUGAUAAAAUUACAUGGCAACAAGUCUUUGUCAUGUCCAUCACUCUGAUAACAAUUGCGUUGUGGUGUGCUGAAUCAUCACUUGAGAGUCAUCUUGGCGAUACUGGUGUGAUUGCUGCUAUCCCCCUCUUUGUCUUUUUUGGAACAGGUAUCCUUGGCAAAGAUGAUCUAAAUGCAUUUCUUUGGUCAGUUGUGGUUCUAGCUCAGGGCGGUAUGUCACUCGGUAAUGCUGUCACCUCAUCAGGGCUAUUAGAGGAUAUUGCACUUCGAAUUAAAGAUGGUGUACAAGAUUUACAACCUAUCGCCAUCCUUGCUAUCUUUGCCUUUCUUAUCUUGGUCUUUUCUACUUUUGUUUCUCAUACUGUAGCUGCAUUGAUCAUUGUUCCUAUUGUACAGCAGGUAGGCCAGAAUUUACCUGUACCUCAUCCAAAUCUUUUGGUAAUGGGAGCUGGUUUAGCUUGUUCAGCAGGAAUGGGUCUUCCUGUAUCAGGUUAUCCUAAUAUGUCUGCUAUCAUGAUGGAAGAUCAAAGGGGCAAACCCUACUUAAAGACAAAAGAUUUUAUCAUUGUAGGUAUCCCUACAAGUAUCUUUGUUACUUUACUUAUUUUCACCCUUGGCUAUGGUAUCAUGAUAGGUGUUGGUUAUUAAAAAAAAAAAAAAUAGAUGCACAUAUCUUAUCCACAUACAUAUUGUAAUUCUCCCUCACAUCUCCCUCUCCCCCUCCUUUUUUUUUUAUUUUAUUUUACAAUGCUGAUAUACAUAUUAAUUUAACUACUAUCACAUUCAUAAUAUACCAACCAUAGUUUAAACUUUUCUUUUCAUAACUUUACCUUGAUUAUAUACUACUACUACUACUACUUUUUUUUUUCCUUUCUUUCAAGACAAAAUAAAUAUUUAGAAGAUAACAAACUAAAUUGUG